AUGAGAUACAGCAAUCCAAUGAUGCCUUUUGAAGAUUUGGCAUUUCCAACCUUGACAUCCCUUGCAUGGAAAACAAAAGUCCUGGAAGAGUUAUCCAAACGCUUUACUAACCUGCCUGUUUUUAUUGGCCUUCAUCAUUGUAGUGAUGUUUUAGCUAAUAAAGAAGACGAAGAAGAAGAGACCAUUUCAAGAUCAGAGAAGAGAUUUAAAGAAGAUACUUUACCAGAUUCACCUGAAGACUGGCUCCAAAUUUCCGAUGACUAUGAAAACUUAUGGAAUUUUCCUCAAUGCUUAGGAGCCAUUGACGGUAAACACGUCGUACUACAAUGCCCCUUUAGAAGUGGAAGCGAAUAUUAUAAUUACAAGGGCACUUUCAGCAUUGUCUUUAUGGCAGUAGUAGAUGCAAAGUAUCGAUUUUUCUACGUAAACGUGGGAUGGCAAGGACGAAUUUCAGAUGGUGGUAUUUUUAAAAAUACACUUUUCGCGAGAAAACUAAAUGAUGGGACUUUAAAUUUACCAGCUGAAAAACUCCUGCCAGGACAACAGGACGGAACAACACCUUUUGUAUUUAUUUACGACGAUGCGUUUCCUCUACAGGAGAACCUGAUGAAACCAUUUCCCGGCGAACAUUUGAAGGGGACGUUCCAACGCUCAUUUAAUUACAGAUUAUCGCAAGCAAGACAAGUAGUGGAAAAUACUUUUGGCGUUAUGUCGUCUGUAUUUCGAGUUUUGCAAAAGCCCUUGCUUUUGCAACCUACUACUGCUGAAAUAAUUAUUCUUACAUGUUGCUACUUACAUAAUUUUUUACAAAAUACUAAAACAAUCAUGGGCUGUUAUGCUUCCCCUGGAACCUAUGGCAAUGAAGAUGUUUCAACGGGCAUUUUGGUUCAUGGAUCUUGGCAAAGCGAACCAGAACCUUCAUCUACAUUUAUAAAGUUAAAUAGAAUUGAUAGAAAAUCAACCAGAAUAGCACAGGAAGUUCGAGAACAAUUUGCAUAUUAUUUUUCAGGCCAAGGAAGAGUGCCUUGGCAAGACAGACUGGAAUAA
Molecule: messenger RNA, 1047 nt
Organism: Anthonomus grandis grandis
Lineage: Eukaryota; Metazoa; Arthropoda; Insecta; Coleoptera; Curculionidae
Exons: 2
Coding region: 1-1047 (348 amino acids)
Source: RefSeq, a predicted model, not a curated record